UUUGUUUUUGAGCUCAGCUCAGUUCAGUGUUUAAACCUAAAUCGAAACGUUCAAGCUGAUGGAAUUUCUCCGUUUACUGCUGCUGCUUGUCGGCUGGUUGGCCUUGUUAUGGCGUCACAAUGUGCAUGGAUUACCGGCUGCACCCACACUGCCCGAAGUGCUAAACAAUAACGAGGAGGGCAAGGAUAUUGUGCGCUAUGCCAAAUCAGCUGAAAUACGCAAUUAUUUGAAACCCUCGGAAAAGCCUUGCGAUAAUUUCUAUGACUUUACGUGUGGCAACUACUAUCGCAUCAAUCCACCGAAUAUGCUGCCCUAUCAAUCGAACACUUUUCAAACCAUAUCUGGCUCGUUGGGACGUAAAAUUGCCACACUUUUGAAGACAGAUGAUGCCGCAGACACUGUGAUUGAUAAGAAAGUCAAACGCUUCUUUGAAUCAUGUCUCAAAACGGAAGCUCUCAAGCCCCAUUAUGCGGCAAAAUUGAAGGCAAUCAUUGGGGAAUUUGGUCAAAUGCCAGUGCUAGAGGGCGAUAGGUGGCGCGAAACUGAUUUCGAUUGGCUAAAGACAGUGGCUAGCAUUGCCUACAAAUAUGACAUACGCAUCAUAGUGGGCCACACCAACCAGGUGGAUAUAUCCAACAACACAGUGAAUCGCAUGCAUAUCCUUAUGCAGGACAUGCCGUUAGAGUCCACAGCCAUAUAUGUGGAGGAUGUGCACGCGUCUUUCCGGGAGGCGCGACAAAAGGUUAUGGCUGUCACUUUGCAAAAUGCCUUGGGUGUCAACUCCAAAUUGGCCAAGCAGACGGCACAGGAAAUUUUCAAAUUCGAAACGGAUUUAUUUGCAGGUUUCUCCAACGAUGAAGAUGGGGAAACGGAGGAGGAGGAGGAGGAAGAAAAAAAUGCCAUAAAAAACAAAGCUGGUGAAGCUUUGGAUGACGACGAUGAUCAAAAUGAGGUCGCUCACUCUGACUUGGGCGAUUUAAAGCCAAAUCUUACCACCAUUGAGGAAAUGCAGAGCAAAUAUUUUCCCAAAUUGGAUGUUAAACGUAUGCUAAACAUUUCACUGGGUUAUGUACCCAAGGACCCCGUCUAUGAUUUGAUAGAGGAUGAGGUAGACAAUUUGGAAACUGUUUUACGGGAGACUCCCCUGCGAACAGUGGCCAAUUAUAUCUUCUACUAUCUCAUUGACAGCUUUUUGAUACCGGUGCCCAAACAAAAACACGAACUUGAGACUAUGUGUAUACGCCGAACCAAGUCACACUUUGCCAAGGUGCUGGACAGCAUGGUCUAUCGCAAAUAUGCCACCGACAAGACGGAGCAGGAUGUCAACUACAUGUGGCAGACCAUAAGAUCUACCUUCCGCAAUAUGCUGGAAUCGGAUAAACUCACCUGGAUGAGGAGGGAGACUCGCAAUUAUGCUCUGGAGAAAUUGAAGACCAUACGCCUGGAAAUCAAUUCGUAUAAGGGGGAAAAUUUCAGCGAAGAAUUUAACCCCUUGACCAUAGGCAGCCAGGAUUACAUAGAAAAUCUCAAGUCGUUGCAACAUUUAAGAGCCCUCAAGUCAAGGACCAAAUUGAGGGAAGCUCCCAAAACUUACGAUGACGCAGAGUCAUUGUCGUACACACCCGUCUACAUCACCACAGAGAAUUUAAUUAAGGUGCCUGUUUCAGUGCUGCAACCGUUUUUCCUAUGGUCCGACCACUACCCAAAUGCCUUGAAAUUUGGCACUCUAGGCUUUUUGGUAUCCCAUGAGUUGAUACAUGGCUUCGAUGAGGAAGGUCGCACCUAUGACACCAGAGGCAACAAACAUGAAUGGUGGGACGCCGACUCGAAUAGCUAUUUUGGCAAUCAAACCGAAUGUUUUGCCCAUCAAUAUGGCAAUUUCAUCUUCAAUGGCCGCAAAUUGCCUGAAUUAUCUUCACAAUCGGAAAAUAUAGCCGACAAUGGUGGCAUACGUUUGGCCUAUGAUGCCUAUUUGAAUUGGUAUGAGGAUGCGGCACGCAGCUUUCAGAAUAUGAAUUUGGAAUCUUUGCCUCGCCUCAACUAUACCAGCAAGCAGUUGUUCUUCAUCAGCUAUGGCCAAUUGUGGUGUAGUGCCACUCAUCCUGCCCUACAGGAUUAUGUCUCGUCGACUGAUCAACAUGUGCCGGAGAAAUUCCGUGUGCUUGGUCCUUUGAAGAAUCUAGAGGAAUUUUCCAAAGAAUUCAAUUGUCCUGUGGGUAGUCCCAUGAAUCCCACCAAAAAGUGCAUUAUCUAUUAAUGGAAAAAAAAUUAGCCUAUAAGAAUAAUCUUUAGAGUAGUACCAUAGAUCAGGAAAUGUCAAGACUUAGAAGAAAAUGUUAUUGAAAAAAAAAAAAAAAAAUAUUUGCAUUUAAGCAAACAAAUAAUAAAAUUUUUUUAACUUUA
Stomoxys calcitrans (stable fly) is the source of this 2403-nucleotide messenger RNA. RefSeq names its product membrane metallo-endopeptidase-like 1. The record is from RefSeq and is a predicted model, not a curated record. The transcript has a single exon. The coding region runs from base 59 to 2257 and encodes 732 amino acids. Gene Ontology annotation, cellular component: plasma membrane. Lineage: Eukaryota; Metazoa; Arthropoda; Insecta; Diptera; Muscidae. Gene Ontology annotation, biological process: protein processing. Gene Ontology annotation, molecular function: metalloendopeptidase activity.